Molecule: messenger RNA, 1912 nt
Organism: Gigantopelta aegis
Lineage: Eukaryota; Metazoa; Mollusca; Gastropoda; Neomphalida; Peltospiridae
Exons: 5
Coding region: 1-1335 (444 amino acids)
Source: RefSeq, a predicted model, not a curated record
AUGGAGACGGGCCACGUGGUCACCCAUGAUCCACCGGCGAGCCCACCACCACCUCCGGCAGUUGUUGUUGUAGCUGAGACCGCGGCAGACCAGCGAGAAUUCAAGAAGAGGAAGAUGUCAUCGGUCACCGUACCGUUGUCGUCUGAUGAUCCUGAUUGGAUUCUCGUCUGCGACAAGCUGCCGCACAAGUACACGGGGGCGGUUAUCGGUGAUUUCACCGAUACCAAAUACCUGAAGGGACCUUGGGACGACAAGUACUGGCGCCAACUUCCAACCGGACAAGGGAAGUACCAGCUGCAAGGUGCCCUAAAUUCCGAUAAACUCUACGUGACAGCCCAGCAGGAAGGACUGUACAGGCAGGGGCUCCUGAUGCCAGGGAUGUCAAAUGGGACCAUUCAUCGCAUCUUAAAGAUUGUCCUACGAGACAUCUACCCAGGAGCCAUCGACCGCAACAUCAAGAGAGGUGUCUGGUUGUUACUGGGUGCGUACAUCGGAAAUGGCUGGAUCAGCGCCAUGGUGUCCUUGAUCGUCGGUUCGGGAUUGCUGUUUGCUCCUCGCUCGUUUCGGAAUGUCCUAGCGCCCCCUGUCGUCAUCGUUCUGGACAUAUUUCCAGAAACUCAUUUCAUCAUACCAACAAGAUUAAAAAAGAAGUUUAGAUUUUCUGAUUUCCAAUCUUGUUAUCGGCCCUCUCGUUUUGUUAUACUGAAGAGGAACGUUGGAACUUAUGGGCUUGUAUCUGUUACCGGAAUCGUUCAAACUAAGUUCUUGGAUCUCUCUUAUAUUUGGAGUUACCAUGGUAACAGUUGCCAACCUUAUCCAGUUUGUGUUCUCUCGCGCUUCAGUCAGAUCUUCCCGUGUUCGAUUUGGUGUUUUCUCUCGACCGUACACCUAUAUUGUAGGUUUGGUGAUCGCAAAUCAUUGGAGAGGUGUCUGGUUCUUACUGGAUGCGUACACCGGAAAUGGCUGGAUCAGCGCCAUGGUGUCCUUGAUCGUCGGGUCAGGAUUGCUCUUUGCUCUUCGCUCGUUUCGGAAUGUCCUAGCGCCCCCUGUCGUCGUCGUUCUGGACAUAUUUCCAGAAACUCAUUUCAUCAUACAACAAUAUUCAAAAAGAAGAAAAGUAAUGUUCUGUUCACCCUGGACGUUCUGUUCAGCGUCGUCAUUAUUGGAUCUCUCGUCAUCGUCACCUGGCGAGGACUGUGGGAACUUCUCGACCUCUACCUGUUUCCAGACGACUCCCUCAAGAGUGGCUACUGCGCAUUCAUCUUUUCCUACACCCUCGUGCUCCUCAUCCAGAUCGCAGAGAAACCUCUACAAACCAUCUCCAAGAAGCUGUAACACUCUACAAUGAUUGGGAAGGUGAUAUUUGAUGACGUCAUAUAUCUUGCGCAGGCCGUCGUGACCAUAUGUCACAAGAGAGGGCUUUGGUUGAUCCUCAACGUGGUUUUCUUCCCAUCAGAUCAAAAGCUUGGUCUUUGGCUGAAUCACGCGAUAGGAGCUGGAGGGCUUCUACUCACCUGCACGCUUAAUUCAGCGCUGUCAAAAGACAUCUUGAUAGAUGGUGCUCAGAUGAAUGGGGCGGGAGUUACGAUGUCCAUUUCGUACGCAGUUGUUAUCGUCAAGUGGUUCAGGGAUAGGAAUUCGAAAGAAAUGCUACCAUACAGUGGAAGGUUAGAGAUGGAGACGAAACUAAAUACGAUACAACCAGCACCUGGUAUGACUGUCCAUUCUAUCCAGUCGACCGUGGAACGUGUGCAGGUCACUACCAUAUCAACUCAAAGAAACUGAUUUUUAGAAUUUAUUUAAUAACUGAACAUUAUAUUUUUGACGUUCAUGCGUUGACAAACACCAAAACCGUUUUACACACUGUGUGGAUGGCGUCAAAAAUAUAACGUUCAAUUGUUAUAAUUCAAAA